AGCCAUUUUGGCUCAGGCGAUUGAGUCAAACUCGAUGUCUGGCAACAGGCUCUCCCCAGAGCAUGCCGACGGCAGGGUGCAGCGCUCGAAGCUGAGGUUCAACACUGGGCCGCCCAGGGAGCAGUCGGUAGAUGCGCUGCUGAGCCCGGAGGCUCUCGGGCGCAGGCCGCAAAAGGCGGCGACCAUCGAUGGCGGCGGUGGGCCGAGGAGGUCGUUCCUGGGCCUGGCGGAGGGGUCCCCUGCGUCCCGCCGGCCGUCCAACAGCAACACCGGCAUGCCCCCGAGCCCCCGGAAGGACGUGCCGCGGCUGUCCGGCCUGGGCUCGACGCCGGACCUGCUCGGCAGGCGCCCCUCGAAGAGCGGCACCAAGGAGCGCCCGACGCCGCUGCUGCAGCUGAAGGAGCCCGGAGGCCGCUCGCCGGCGCUGCUGGGCAGCACGCUGCCCCGGGUGGUGUCCAUGCCGACGCUCAACGCCGACGGGGGGCAGCGGUCCGCGAGGGGCAUGCCGUCCCCCCGGGGGAUGCCGGCCUCCCCGCGCACGCCGUCCAGCGGGGCCACCAGCAGCCCGGCGCGCAGGCCCUCGAGGCUGGCGUCGUCCGGGGGCCUGCUGCGGGCGAGCCAGCGCCUGGAGCAGGACGGCUUCGCCGCGGGCAGCAGGGAGCCGCCCCGCUCCCCCCGCGCGUCCACGAGGAUGCCGUCCAAGGGCGUGCUCCGAGCGAGCACGCGCUCCCAGACGGAGCCCGCCAGCACCAAGGAGGCGCCCGAGGUGCGCUUCCGGAUGAGCAACGUCUCCGAGAUUGCGGCCGUUGCCGCAUCCGCCGCGGAGCCGCCGGAGGUUCGCUCCCCCGGCACGUCCUCGAGGGUGCCGUCCAAGGGCGCGCUGCGGGUGAGCACGCGCUCGGUGGACUCCGACGCGGGCGGCAGAGAGCCGCCGCGCUCCCCGCGCACGUCCACGAGGAUGCCGUCCAAGGGCGCGCUGCGAGUGAGCACGCGCUCGGUGGAUUCUGACGUGGGCGGCUCCAAGGAGUUUCCCGAGGGUCGCACAGCCCGCGUAGCCUCAAAACUCUCGUCGUCGAGGGGGAUGGCUCGGCUGAACUCGAAAGCUCAGGCGGAUGGUUCUGCGAGCACCACGGAGCCCACCGAGGAUCUGUUGAACACCGGGCUGCUCUCGUUCGAGGCCACGACGCCGCGGACCCCCCGCUGCCCAGACCCGCAGGUAGAGGCGAUGAAGGAGAUCGCUCGGCUCCGGCGGGAGUUGAUGAUCCCGAUGGAGAGCAUGCAGGCCGCGAUGAAGUUGUUCAAGCAGCACGCGACAGUGCCAGCAAACGGCGUGGUCUUCACGGACGGGGAGCUGACGAAGGCGAAUCUCGCGAGCGUCAUGAGGCAGAUGUCGUCGGGGACUUCAAAUGAUCUGGUCGAGACUUGCUUGGUGGACAACGCGUUCGAAAUAGCGGACAAGGACGAGAAUGGAUCCAUCAGUUUCUACGAGUUCGCUAUCUGGUAUUCAAGCCAUAGUUUCGAUGAGAUGUUCAAUCUGGACUCCAAAGAGAUAGAACUGCGCACACUAUCCGCGCAGCUCGGGAUGCCCAUGUCAGAGAUUGACACAUACAGGAAACACUUCGACUCCUUCGACAUAGACGGGAACGGCACGAUGGACAGGACAGAGUUCUACGAGAUGUUGUUGAAGUGCCUCAAGGUGCCUAAGCACAUCGGCAUUCCCAAGAACCGGGUGGAACAGAUGUGGUCCGACGCGGACGCGGACGGCAGCGGGGUGAUAGAGUUCAUCGAGUUCGUUCUGUUUUACGCCAAGUACUUCGGGGCCAAGGGCAUGGAUGGGUACUACGCCAAGAACGGCCUCGUGGACACGCUCCGCGGAAGGUAGGCACGCUGCUGACGCGCGGGACCCGGCCUCGUCCGGCGAGGGGCCGACGGGGUCUGGGGCUCUGAUCGUGAUUCUCCGCGACGUUGCAGUUCCCACAGCGCCUGCUCCCGAGGGGAGCUGUGAUCCUUGCGCCACCUCCGUUGGAGGGGGGGCCCGCUGGCUGCGGCACCCCUGUCGAGAGAGCUGUCGCCGACGUCAUCGGGCCCCGCGGAGGUGGCGAGGGGCACGGCUGACCCGACUGUGGCCAGUCGGCUCUCGGCAAAAGCUCGGGGCACGAAUCCCCGCCUCCUCUCCCGCGCGCGCACAGCAGCCUCGACCUGCCGGAUCGGUCAUGGCUUUGAGCCUUGCCGAAUCGUGCCUCCCAUGGCCACACGUGAUUCACUAGAGCGCGCUUUCACGUCCUCUUCCGUCGUUGUCGCGGCAGACGCUUACAGUUGUGGAGCGUGGUUGCGGAACUUCUAGACUGCUCGGGGUAACCUCCUUUACGGGAAGUCCACGCAGCGCUGAGAGCUGUGUCGCACAUCGUGUCGAUUAGUGCGCCCUUUCUGAGGUGGACAGCCUCACUGUACUGGUUCUGAGCACCGUGCUGCUCAUGGAAAGUGCGCACCGGGGUGCAGAUUUGGGCCUAUACCUUUUUCUGCAACCGAUGAGGGGGAGA
This is a messenger RNA of Prorocentrum cordatum, 2540 nucleotides long. NCBI's taxonomy places the organism in Eukaryota, Dinophyceae, Prorocentrales, Prorocentraceae. The record is from the annotation of a GenBank genome assembly.